This is a messenger RNA of Erythranthe guttata (spotted monkey flower), 1192 nucleotides long. It is a transcript of the gene APX3, whose product is annotated as ascorbate peroxidase 3. Gene Ontology annotation, biological process: response to reactive oxygen species; cellular response to oxidative stress; hydrogen peroxide catabolic process. Gene Ontology annotation, cellular component: chloroplast. Gene Ontology annotation, molecular function: heme binding; peroxidase activity. The record is from RefSeq and is a predicted model, not a curated record. NCBI's taxonomy places the organism in Eukaryota, Viridiplantae, Streptophyta, Magnoliopsida, Lamiales, Phrymaceae.
UUUACUCUUAUUUGACGCCAAUUAAUAUUCUAAAUCUAAACCAUCUUAUGAUCUUAUCUCACCACUUUCCAAAAAUAUUCAGAGACUCACAGUAGCUAUCUCCAAUGGCGAAACUAAUCGUCGACUCAGAAUACCUCAAGGAUGUCGACAAAGCUCGCCGUGAGCUCCGCGCUCUGAUCUCCAACAAAAAUUGCGCACCGAUUAUGCUUCGCUUGGCAUGGCAUGAUGCGGGGACUUAUGAUGUGAACACGAAGACUGGAGGCCCGAACGGUUCGAUUCGGAACGAGGAGGAGUACACUCAUGGCGCUAAUAGCGGCUUGAAAAUCGCGCUCGAUUUUUGCGAAGCGGUGAAGUCUAAAUGCCCGAGAAUUACAUAUGCAGAUUUGUACCAGCUUGCAGGUGUUGUUGCAGUAGAAGUCACUGGAGGCCCGACAAUUAAUUUUGUUCCUGGUAGAAAGGAUUCAAAGAUUUCUCCAAAGGAAGGGCGGCUUCCAGAUGCUAAAAAAGGUGUGCCACAUCUGAAGGAUGUGUUUUAUCGGAUGGGUUUGUCCGAUAAAGAAAUCGUGGCACUAUCUGGCGCUCACACCCUGGGAAGGGCACACCCUGAGAGAUCGGGCUUUGAUGGCCCUUGGACUAAAGAGCCACUGAAAUUUGAUAAUUCAUACUUUCAGGAGCUGCUUAAGGGAGAAAGUGAGGGACUGCUAAAACUCCCAACUGAUGUUGCUUUGCUGGAUGUUCCUGAGUUUAGGCAUUAUGUUGAGCUUUAUGCAAAGGAUGAAGAUACCUUCUUCAAAGAUUACGCCGAGUCCCAUAAAAAACUUUCCGAAUUAGGAUUUUCCCCAGCUCCAACUGGUGCAAAGGCAAUUGUCAAAGAUUGCACCAUACUGGCACAAAGUGCCGUUGGAGUUGCUGUUGCUGCUACAGUGGUGAUCCUGAGUUACUUUUACGAAGUCAGAAAAAAGAUGAAAUAGGUCAAACACACAAUCAUCUGUUUACUUCCGAUUAUAUCCGAAUUAUUAUAAACAUAAACUAGUCCCUGCUUUCGAGUGGGAUCAUAGAUUUGUAUUCAAAACGCGCACUAUAUACCGCUUGCUGAAAUAAUUACUGGAGAUACUUGUCUCUGUAUCUGUCUAUUCACGAAUUCAUGCAAAAUGGCUAUUCCCGAGGAAAGCCGUGGAGAUUGUUUCUUGAA